Molecule: messenger RNA, 4675 nt
Organism: Ruditapes philippinarum (Manila clam)
Lineage: Eukaryota; Metazoa; Mollusca; Bivalvia; Venerida; Veneridae
Exons: 8
Coding region: 67-1305 (412 amino acids)
Cellular component (GO): plasma membrane
Source: RefSeq, a predicted model, not a curated record
GCAAGUCAGGAAAUUAGCUCACCAACAAUUAUAAAACAAUCAACGGUAAAAUUAACAACAAGAACGAUGCCACAACCCACAACGAAAACAACAACAUCCAAACCUACAACAACAAAAACAGCAACAACACAAACAACAACUACUACGCAAUCAGAUGCAAGUCAGGAAAUAAGCUCACCAACAACUAUAAAACAAUCAACGGUAAAAUUAACAACAAGAACGAUGCCACAACCCACAACGAAAACAACAACAUCCAAACCUACAACAAAAACAACAACAACACAAACAACUACUACGCAAUCAGCCUACACAUCACCGGGCUAUCUGGGAUGUUUUGAAGAUGGAUUCGAAAUCAGGAUACUAAGAGGAACUUUUCAGAAAUUAAUAAGAAACAGUGGUAAAGCAUGUAAGGAAUAUUGCCUGUCAGCGGGAUUCAGAUAUGCUGGAACGAAGGCGGGCUUUGAUUGUUAUUGUGGAGAUACAAUAAGAAAGAAACAGUUGUCUGGUGAAUGUUAUGAACCUUGCCCAGGUCGACAUGAUGAGUUCUGCGGAGGAAUUUCAGAAAUAUCACUUUAUGACACCUGGCCAUGCGCUACGAACCCAUGCGACCCCGGGCAUGUAUGCGACGAUCUUGAUGUACACACAUAUAGUUGUAUUUGUACACAGAGUGACUGCCACAAAGAAGUAACAGAAACAACACUUCUAUCUACACUAAAGUUUACAACACAAGUACAUAUUACUCAGAAAAUCGAGACAGAAACAAGAACAGAAGCUACAACAGAUGAUGCCGGACAUUCAACAGUAAACGUAAAUGAGGUGACAGAAGGUAACAAAACGAACCACAUAACGACAGAUAAGUCAAGCAGAUCAACCAUCAUUGUUGUACCAGUAUUAAUUACGUUAACCGCAAUUGUUGGCAUAGUUAUCACUUUGGUUGUUAUCAAGAAGAGACGGCAAAGAAAAAGCGAUGAUAUAUAUCAUGAAUAUGAUGAACCAAGUGAGUUAGCUUUACAGACGACAAACCAUGCGUUUAUCAAACAGCCUGUCAAAUCACACAUUGUAAACAACGAGACGCAACAACCUGAUGAAACAUUUGCAGAUUGUGAAGAAGCGGCACAAUCGACUGAUGGUUGGUAUGAAUUGUUGCAGCAUAACGUAGAUUCUUCUGGCGAAUAUACAACAAUUGAUGUACAUAAAACAGGUACUCACAACAAGACAUAUCCAAAUGGACUUUACGAAACGUUAAAUAAGACAAAUCAACACGAGGUAUUGUACAGCAAAAUAAAACAAGACCAAAAGAAUUAGUGUAGACAAAAAAUUGUAUAUAUUGAGAGGACAUACCUUUCUAACAGAAUUUUCAUGCACAAAAUUCAAAAUGACAUUUUAUUAUAUACAUUUUUUUUCAUUUCGAGGUGUUAAAGUAAGGCUCAGUCAUUCGGUAUAUUGUUUUUACUUUCGUGUCAGAUACUGAUGCUUGGCAGUUACCUUAGACAGAAAAUUGAUUCUUUUCCAAACCAUGCAACAAUUCGUAAACAGUAUUAAAAAUAUAAAGAAAUUUAACCUCACAUUUUUUUUUAAUACAUUUACCUACAAUUAUUGGAGAGAUCUUGAGCUAAUGUUUGACACAGUUUUUAGUCGGCAAUGACGGGUGAAUUUUGUUCAAGAUAUUUGUGGUAUUAAGUUAUUUAUUAACGCAAUAAAACAUAAUUUGUUUUUAGAACAGCUUGGUAUAUAGCACUUUAAGAAAAGUGGUUCUCUAAUUGAUAUAAUCCAACUUGUUUCAAAUUUUACUUAUGUUGGUUUAUAUUUGUUUAAAAUGGACGAGCAGUCUGCUUUAAAUGUAACGUAAAGCAUUUAAAGGGAUUUCUAAACUAACAGUUACUUAUGUACAUGUGUGAUUCAAAGAUAUAUUUUACUGUAGACCAACAAUAAGGAUAUGAAACCGAAUUAUGAUGUAACAAAUGCCAUACAUAUGACUGUAUUUGGUAUUUCAAUGUUUUAUAAAGUCAUGUUAUCAUUGUUAUUAAACUAUAUCUGUAUAAAGACAUAAGUGAAGUUUGAAUUCCAUCAAAAUAUAUUAUAAACCCUUUUCUUGCACACAUCUUACAAAGAACUUAGAUGUCACACAGAUCUUGUGAGACACAAUUUUCUCAAGCAAUUUCAAUGUUUAUUAUUUGCAACAGUGUGAUUGACACUUGUAAGCUUUGUAAUUGACACAUUUUACCUUGUAUGUACGUAUGUAUGUAUGUAUGUGUGCGUGUGUGUUUGUGUGUGCGUGCGUGCGUAUCUAUCCCCCUCAGGCGGAAGCUGUUUAUUUGUUUUUUUCUUUUUUUCAUCUCUCAUGAUAAUUAUUAAUUUUCCUCUUACAAAUACCUUAAAAUAAUACUGUACUGUGUGUAGAAAUUUAUUAAAUAAAACCAUGUCAUGUGUUGAAAUUAACAAAUAUUCACCACUGCUAUCUAUGUAUACUCAUGUGUUAUAUUAUGUUACUUAAGUUAAUAAAGAUAUGUUCUGUUCUGUUAAACAAAUAUAAUCAUGCUUCAUUUCAACAGGGUUUGUAAUUCGUUACUAUUAAUUAUAGCAUAUUACUUUUAAUUAUUUUCUUAAAUUUUCCAUUUUAAAGUUCACAGCUAAUGUAUAUAUGAAACUCUUCCCUUAUCCGGAUGUUUCUAAUUAUGAAAAUUAACGUCGAACUUUUGGUUUUAAAUUUGUCAAAUAACGACCAAUUUCUGUAAGAUAAUAGUUUCAAAAUGCACGUUUAUCUAUUGUGUAAAAAUGAUAUUAUACAUUUUAAAAUCCUGCCAAAUAUACCACAUAGGAAAAUGAUAUUAAACACCAUUUGGCAGUUUCGGUAAGAAGUUAAUAGAUUUCUGAAACAAAAGUAUUUUACAUAAAGAUAAACAAAGAAUAUCUUUAAUGAAUAAACAUGUGAAAAGUUAUGAAUUUGAUUGGAUGAUUGCCUAAAUUUUCUUUUACCGUGACGUAAUUAAGCAAUAAAAUUAGGCGGUGUUUGGCUUAUGCAGUUCAUAUUUUUAAUUACUAAUGCAAAAAGAAUGUAUCAAUCUGGUAAUACAUUGAUUGAAUUGCAAUAUGAAUCAAUGACAGAUCUGAUUGGCCCCCAAUGCAUGUUCACACCCAAACACUUGUGAAAGACAUUAUCAUCACAUGACAUAAUAUAGUUAACAUAUUACGCAACAGAAGUUCAGAUCGAUCAAUUAAGUUUUAUUACCCUAAAAUCAGAUUUAGAUAACAUUGCAUGGUGUGAAAAACACAAAUGACCCCUCUUUGGAUAUAUCACUAAAAAUAAAAUAUAGAUCAUUUAGCCAUAAAUUUUACAUACAAUUUAUGAAGGAAAUUAGCUCUAAAAAGACGGGAUUUUUAGUUUGUUUUUCAUUCAUUCAUUCGUUCGUACGUACGUACGUACGUUCGUUCGUUUGUUCGUUCAUUCAUUCAACUAUCGGUAAUUAACGCUAUUGCAAAACAUUCCGUCAUUCACUAAAUAUGUGUUGUUUUUCAUUUAAAGAGGGUUUGUAAUUCGUUACAUAUUACUUAUACCCCAUUGCAUUUUAUUAUUUUCUAUUAUUUUCCAAAUAUUUUUUUAAAGUUCACGGCUCGUGUAAAUAGAAAAUUCUUCCACUAUCCAGAUAUUUCCAAUUAUGAAAAAUAACGUGUAAAUUUGUCAAAUCGCAGCGGAUUUCAUUCAGAUUAGUCUCAGAAUGCACGUUUGUCUACAUUGUGUAAAAAUGAUAUUAUAUAUUUUAAAAUCCUGCCACAUGUACUCAGCUCUUCAAAGAAAUCACCCUAAUUGCUGAUACAAAUAUGGAAUUUCAGUUGAAAAUCGCCGAUUUUUUGCCUCUUUUAUCAUAAAAAAAACCUCUAUUUUUGUAAAAAGAAAAACUUGGUAAAAAAAUGCGUAAUGGCAAAUGUUAUAACAUUAAUAUAUGAAGCUUUUAAAUUAGUAAAAUCAUAUUCAAUCUAUUUCAUGUUAGUUUUAAUAUGUGAAAAAUCUCUAGAAAAUGUUGUAAGAAAAAUGAUAUUUAACACAAUGUGCAGUUCGCGUUUUUAGAAAAUUUACCCACUAUCCGGACUUUGUUCAGACCAAUACAUAAAAUUUACCAAUUCCUUAACUCAAGAUGACUUUGUCUGUUCGUGUAGGCAGGGCCUCCUUCAAAAGACAGGAAUUCGAGAUUACCUUGUUUGUUUGUGUCAAGAUGACUUUGUCUGUAACUGUAGGCAAGGAUUCCUUUGACAGACAGAAUCUAAAGCUAACUGUGUCUGUUUGUGUAGACAGAUUGACAGAUUAUCUAUAUAUAAGAGUUAAAGAUUGAUUUAAUUCGCAUUUCACAGAUAAAGUCUUUUUUAACAUAGAUCCAAUUCGUUCAUUAUAAGAUUUCUUUUUAUGCACAUAGUAAAACUUCUUAAAUCUACGAAUGACAUUUCUUUUAGUUGUAGAUAACUGUUAUGCACGGCAUUCACGUGCAGAAUUAUAACUUGAUUGUGCUAAUAAUUCAUACUUAGUGCUAUACAUAUAUAGUUAAGAUAUUUGUAAAAAUCUUAGAAAUGUCUCUAUCUUUUUCUUAUCAGUGUGCUGUGUAAAUUGAUAAUUAUACAUUUUCUCUUGUACCGGCGGAACUAUACAUUUAUGCAAACAUUUUGUUCCCAAUAUUGUAUUGUA